Penicillium salamii is the source of this 1314-nucleotide messenger RNA. NCBI's taxonomy places the organism in Eukaryota, Fungi, Ascomycota, Eurotiomycetes, Eurotiales, Aspergillaceae. The record is from the annotation of a GenBank genome assembly.
AUGGGAAGCAUAGCAGCAAUUGAUCCUUUUCAGGAUAUCCCCGAGGGUCGCAAAGAACCCCUCGAGGCCCUGGUUACCAAAUUCCGGGCUGAUACCGAUCCCAAGCGAACCAGUCUGCUGGUGGGCGUGUAUAAGACCGAUGAAGGGAAGGCAUAUGUGCUGCCAAGUGUGAAAGAGGCAAAGAAGAGGAUCUUCAAUGAUCCAGACUGGCAUCAUGAAUAUCGUCCUUCUGCUCAAGGCUCCCAGGCGUAUAGGGACUUGAGUCACAAGUUGCUUUUUGGUGACCACCGUCUAGUACGGGAGAAAAGGAUCGUUUCCACACAAACCCUCGGCGCAAGCGGUGGAUGCCACGUCGGAGCAGCUCUAUUGAAGAACCACUAUGGACCCUGGAAGCAGACUGGCAAUGCAGAGAUCUUCCUCCCAAGCGAGACCUGGUUGAACCAUCCCUACGUAUUCCAGGCUGUAGGAAUCAAGACCAGUCUCCUCCCAUACUUCAGCAGCAAGAAAAACACAUUUGACUUCGAAAGAUAUGCAGACGCCAUCAGAUCCCUACCCGCUCAAUCUGUGGUCCUUCUUCAAUCCGGAGCCCAGAACCCAACUGGCUGUGAUCCCUCACUAGACCAAUGGCGCGAGCUGGCAUCAAUCUUCCUGCAACGAGGCCACCUUGCAUUCUUUGACGCUGCCUAUCCCGGCUUUGCAUCUGGAGACAUCGACGAAGAUCUAGCCAGUGUCCGACUCUUCGCCGAGCAGGAAAUUCCCUUAGUUUUCGCCUCCACCUACGGUAAAUCCUUUGGACUAUACAGUGAGCGAGUUGGAAUUCUCUCAGUUCUAGCUUCCAGCGAGGAAGUCGGGAAGAGAAUCGAAGUGCAGUUGAAACUGCUAGCGCGCGCAGAGACAGGUUCGCCGCCUGAUUUUGGAUCGAAACUUGUUGAGACUGUUCUGGCUGAUGAGGCCUUGGAGCGUCAAUGGCGGGGUGAAGUACGCGAUAUGGCUGAGCGACUCAAGCAUCGGAGACGUGCGCUGAGGGAGGGAUUGGAGAAGUUGGAGACGCCGGGGAGUUGGAAGCAUAUCACUGAGCAGAAUGGGAUGUUUUCAUAUGUUGGAUUGUCUGUGGAACAGGUUACUCUCCUGCGGGAGAAGUAUCAUAUCUAUCUCCAAGACACUGGGAGAAUUUCUAUUGCGUAUGUUGAACACUUUGGGACCUUAGGAAAAUGUUUGAAAAUUGGAGCUAACAUAUGUUUUAGUGGGCUUAACGACUUCAACCUCGAAUAUGUUGUCCAAAGCAUCAGCGCUGUUGUUAAAGCGACAUCUUGA